CUGUCAGCAGCAGCGAUCAGAGCCGAGCUGAGCCGAGUCGAGCCGAACCGCUGGGUACUGUGGCUGUUCCAGGCUGAGCCGCGACCGAAACUUCACUGCCAAGAUGUCUGACGAUGAGCAAGAGCAGACCGUAGCCGAGGACCUGGUGGUCACCAAAUACAAGAUGGGGGGUGACAUCGCCAACCAGGCUCUUCGUCUGGUGGUGGAAGCAGCCAAGCCUGGGGUGUCUGUUCUCAGCCUCUGUGGGAAGGGGGACUCUUAUAUCAUGACUGAGACGGGAAAGGUCUUUAAGAAGGAAAAGGAAAUGAAGAAAGGUAUUGCCUUUCCCACCAGCGUCUCAGUCAAUAACUGUGUUUGCCACUUCUCUCCCCUGAAGAGUGACCCUGACUACACACUUAAAGAUGGGGAUCUGGUCAAAAUAGAUCUUGGGGUUCAUGUCGAUGGCUUUAUUGCUAACGUUGCUCACAGCUUUGUUGUGGGAGCCAGUAAGGAGAGCCCCAUCACUGGUCGUAAAGCUGAUGUAGUCAAAGCAGCCCAUCUCUGUGCAGAAGCAGCUCUUCGCCUUGUUAAACCGGGUAACCAGAACACUCAAGUGACAGAAGCCUGGAGCAAGAUCGCUCAGUCGUUCAAAUGCACACCUAUUGAGGGUAUGCUGUCUCAUCAGCUUAAACAACAUGUCAUAGAUGGAGAAAAGACCAUAAUCCAAAACCCAACAGACCAGCAAAGGAAGGACCAUGAGAAAGCAGAAUUUGAGGUACAUGAAGUCUAUGCUGUGGAUGUCUUGAUUAGCACCGGAGAAGGGAAGGCCAGAGAUGGAGGUGUGAGGACCACCAUUUACAAGAGGGACCCCAGUAAGCAGUAUGGCUUGAAAAUGAAAACUUCCCGUACUUUCUUCAGCGAAGUGGAACGACGCUUUGAUGUCAUGCCCUUCACUCUUAGGGCAUUUGAGGAUGAAGCCAAAGCUCGUCUGGGUGUGGUGGAGUGUGCCAAACAUGAAUUGUUACAGCCCUUCAGUGUACUACAUGAGAAAGAAGGAGAGUUUGUAGCUCAGUUUAAGUUCACAGUGCUGCUUAUGGCCAAUGGGCCUCACAGAAUCACCAGCGGCCCCUUCGACCCAGAGCUCUACAAGUCGGAGCAUGAAGUCCAGGAUCCAGAUCUAAGGACUUUACUCCAGAGUUCUGCAAGCCGUAAAACACAAAAGAAGAAGAAAAAGAAGGUGAAGGCCUCAAAGACGGCGGAAAAUGCAACUGGACAGCCAGCUGAGGGCACAGAAGCCGCAGGAUAAAUGAAUGAAUAAACGGAUAAAUAAUUCAACACUGCCUUUCCUCACAUGUAACGCACCACGGAGAACCAAAAGAAGACCCAAUAAAUUGCCCCGAAAUUCUAUGCCCAUUGUCCCCAGGAGAUGAUGAUAUCACAAAAUUAAACUGAAUUCAAGAGAACUCUGGACACGGUUGAAUAAUUGAAGGAUCCCACAUGGACUAAAAGCUUUUAAACCUUUGCUGUUGUAUCAUGAAAUGAUUUCUGCUGUUGUCACAUUUGCAUAGGAAUAAAAACUGUUUGCAAAUGGUAAAAUAAAAAUAAUAAGAAUAAAAAAAAAUCAAAAGACUUAACCCAAUGGUACAUCAACAAUUGGUGUCUGUUUUGGUAAAUUGCAAGUUUGCUAUUCGUAAAAGUGGAACUUGUGUUAACAGAGUAAAGGGUUAGUUAGUUAAUGGGUUCUUUAUUCAUAUUUAUCAUUACACACAAGACAUCAGUGUAUCUGGUCUCCCUGAUGCAGGAAUGGGAUGUUUUAAUGUGACUUUACACUUGUUUACCUUUGAAAACAAAUUUUAAACAAGCUUCUGGACUUGUCUUUGUUUAAACAAAAAAAAAAUGUUUUCUCAUUCUUCUUUUGAUUGAAAUGCUUUUCACCUCAUGAAUCAGUUGUCAUCCACUGCAUUAUAACAACUGCUAUUCAAAAUUAGUUUUUGGAUCACACCAUGCAUUCAAAGGUUAAAUUGUCAAAGUGUUACAAUAAUUAUAAAAAACCUGACUGUAAUGGAUUGUUUCCUGGCUCCAGAGAUAAAUGUAUGGUUACCCUUUGAAUUGUCACUUACCGACUACAUGUAUUUGAUGAAAUUACAAUGUUUGAAGAACUGUUUUCUAAGGCAACAACACGAGUGGAACACCAGGAUAUUUUAAACAGGAGGAAACAAUUGUAAUCUUGACCUUAGGGAACAAACUGCUGUGUUUACUGCCAUUACCUUUUACCCCUUUAAAAGUAAAAAUCAUGCUCCAACUUUGAAAAACUUUUCUCUUUGUAAAAACCUCUUACUUGCCUCUUUACAUCAUGAGUCUUGUGAAACAUGGGAACUAAAGUAGACAUGUUGGACCAGUAGAAAGAUCAUGUAAGGCCUGAGUUUAAUUUGAUAGUCACAAAUUGUCAGGUCACAUUUUUCAACAAGUCAAUAUGUUGAGAAAUGUAAAAUCCUGCUUUGUCGCUCAGUUGUCAGGUGGUUGAUGGAUAUUUACAUGUAAUGAAAUAAAAACAUUUUCAUACA
Messenger RNA from Solea senegalensis (Senegalese sole), 2543 nucleotides. It is a transcript of the gene pa2g4a, whose product is annotated as proliferation-associated 2G4, a. The record is from RefSeq and is a predicted model, not a curated record. Lineage: Eukaryota; Metazoa; Chordata; Actinopteri; Pleuronectiformes; Soleidae. The transcript is spliced from 13 exons. The coding region runs from base 104 to 1285 and encodes 393 amino acids.